ACCGUUGCUACAACAUUCCAGAUAAACUAUUUAGAAUCAGUGCUAAUUAUAUAAUGGCCGCAAAAACAUCUAAAAGUAAGACAUUUACAACUAAUGUGGACCUUCAUGCGGAUGUUGAUCAUGACUUUUUUGACGAUGAGCCAACUACUUCAGCACCAUCACAUAUGACAGUUACAGUUAGUAAAAAAGAACAAAGGAACGAUUCCGGCGAAGACGACCGGCCGUACUCCCGAAGAGAAAGAAGAUAUAGUUCAUCCUCGCACUCUUCAUACUCAUCGGAUUAUACAAACUCUGAUUCAGACACUUCUAAAGAAAGAGAAGAAUUAAAAAGCAGAACGCCUGGCAGACCGCCUUCUGGCCGUCGGAAUUCAGAUUCGCAUUCCUCAAGGCGCAAAAAGGACUGCUCCUCCCCAGACUUAACUGAUGUUUCACCGGCACCGUCGCCAAAACCUCAAAAGAAACCUAGACCUAAAAGUGCAGUUACUUUUAAAGAACCAACUGAAACUGAUACAGACUCUACUGACAUGAGAAUAUUAACACAAGCGAUAUUCGAAAUGGAUAGAAAGAAUAGUGGGGGGAAAAAGUUUGUCGUUCCAGACAAAAAUUAUUCAUUUAACAAUAUUCGAUUAGAUGAAAUAAAUAGUGAAAACGAACGUCUGCUAAGGAAAUUAAUGGAGCAGAACAAGCGUCCUAAAUCUGCAACUAAAGCUCAAAGUAAAAAGCAAAAGGCUGUUAUGAGAAUGACUCCGUCUGCAGUUAAUAGAAAAAAAGAACAAGAAAGAAUAGAACAAGAAAACUGGGCACUUCUAAAACGACUCGAAAGAGCCAAAGCAACGAGAGGCUUACAACGAGAUGCACUCAUGAAAAACUAUCACUCUAAAACUUUGUGUGGUGUUCCUAUAGCCGCUGCCCAUACUUCUGUUAGAAGACCUCAAUUAAGAGCUGGCUCCGAAUCGACUGAGUAUCUGUAUUUAAGGGAGGAUCAUCCCGUUGCCGAGUCUAAUGUUGAAGUUCAGAGAUAUAAGAAUUCUGCUAGAUCAAGACCGAGUAGUGCUAAAACAACAAGCCGUCCAUCAAGUGCAAAACCGAGGCCAGGUAGUGCAAAAAGUAGACCACCCUGGCAAGAAGGUUGGUGA
This is a messenger RNA of Dimorphilus gyrociliatus, 1136 nucleotides long. The record is from the annotation of a GenBank genome assembly. NCBI's taxonomy places the organism in Eukaryota, Metazoa, Annelida, Polychaeta, Dinophilidae.